This is a messenger RNA of Phragmites australis (common reed), 1467 nucleotides long. Its product is annotated as phosphatidylinositol N-acetylglucosaminyltransferase subunit C-like. Gene Ontology annotation, biological process: GPI anchor biosynthetic process. The transcript has 2 exons. The record is from RefSeq and is a predicted model, not a curated record. The coding region runs from base 624 to 1286 and encodes 220 amino acids. Gene Ontology annotation, cellular component: glycosylphosphatidylinositol-N-acetylglucosaminyltransferase (GPI-GnT) complex; membrane. Lineage: Eukaryota; Viridiplantae; Streptophyta; Magnoliopsida; Poales; Poaceae.
CCUUGCCCUCUAGGCUCCAGCCCCUCCUGCCCUUCCCCUCGCGGCGGCGAGGCCUCCGAUCGUCGCUUCCCGUUCAUUGAGACCUUCCCGCCGAACACGCACGCAUCUCUUCGCCGGAGCGAAGCGAAGCCACCUCCAAGGAAUCCGUCUCCUGUAAGCCUCCCUACCCAUCCGCAUCUGUACUGGGCUGGCAUGGAGAGGAGAUCCAUCCGGACUUGAUUGGUUUCUUCUUCUGCUGGUAAGAGAGCCCUAGCUAUGGAUCGUUCCAAGAGUGAGUUCUGUUCUGCAGUAUUUCCUUUUCUUUGCUGUGAGCUAUUCAAGUAUUCAAGUCCAAAUCUUUCCCAGUCUGCUGGAGCAUCGAAUCUCAUAGCAGUUUAUAUUUCAAAAAAAGAGAGGUUAAACUGCAUACCUGAUAGCCUGAUACAUCUUUGGUACUUAAUUGUGAGUGAUCCUUAUCCGCUGUAAUACCAGAGUGAAUAACAAUCCGUUUUGAUUUAACAGUGAAGAACUGAUGCCGGACAAGUGCAAGUUUGAGUGCUGAAGAUGUGGUGAGGACCACCAAUUGUUGAUUUUUGGCGCAGGUAGCCAGUUCGUUUUGGAGCAAAACAUUGCGUUACAUUACGAUGAGCGAUGAUGGAAAACGGAUCAGGUUUCAGCCAAAGUGGAGAAAAGUUGCCUAUGGGGGAAGGCAGCCAAGCUACGACGAUAGCUACACCGACGAGUCAUUCCUCGUUAUGAAUGCCAAUGUCGUCAAGAGGGACCUUCUGAAAGUGAUGCUCGACUCUGCCUCCAUAUCGCAAUAUAUCUGCAUCGUCGCUCUUGUGGUUUCGACAUGGACCCAUACUCUGAACUUGGUCAUUGAUGAAACCACUCUCUUGAAAUUAGAUGUUGGCCUCGUGCUUGUUGGGUUUUCAGCCCUCUUGCUCACGACAUGUCCGUUCUCACUGAAGCUCCUCUCCAAGUAUGUCCUCAAUAUAUCAUUCUUCAUCAGUGGUCUCUAUGUUCUAGCGCCAAUUUAUCAUACCCUCACUAGGUCCAUCAGUUCAGAUUCAAUAUGGGCACUUGCUGUGUCUCUUCUUCUGGUUCAUCUCUUUCUGCAUGAUUAUUCUGGCUCAACUAUAAGACCUCCGGGCGCGCUCAACAAUCCAGACACAGCUCUUGUGGCUUCGCAUCUGCCAUCUAGGCUGCACGUCUUUGUGAUCAUGCUCUUCUCCUUGCAGGAAUACAAGUUUGAGAUCAAUGGCCCCUGGUAUGAAGCAAAGCUGUGCUUUGAUGUAACUGAAUAGCUGUUCCAAGCCUGGUUUAGAAACGACAUGUGCAAGAUUGGAUAGAUCAUAUCUAUAGCUGAUGUCCUUCUAGUCUUCUUUUAGUGGAUUCAUGUGGAUGUAUAUACUCUUGACAAAUUUAUUUUGUUACCGUGACUCUAAUAUACUACAUGUCUUUUUUGCUCGGAUCUCUAAUGAUCUA